This is a messenger RNA of Neoarius graeffei (lesser salmon catfish), 1651 nucleotides long. It is a transcript of the gene capzb, whose product is annotated as capping actin protein of muscle Z-line subunit beta. The transcript is spliced from 9 exons. The record is from RefSeq and is a predicted model, not a curated record. Gene Ontology annotation, cellular component: cytoplasm; F-actin capping protein complex. Bases 235 to 1059 code for a protein of 274 amino acids. Lineage: Eukaryota; Metazoa; Chordata; Actinopteri; Siluriformes; Ariidae. Gene Ontology annotation, biological process: barbed-end actin filament capping; actin cytoskeleton organization; negative regulation of filopodium assembly. Gene Ontology annotation, molecular function: actin filament binding.
GGCUCUUUUGUUGUGGCCCCGCCCCGCUUUUCAGCAGAGCCCCCGGUUGAGGAAGUGAGUUCCGCUGACACACAGGGUUGGGCUCUGACGAAAAAACCUGCUAGCAUCCGCUCGGUGCGGGUAAAAACACGGUGUAGCGCCGAGAGAACCGAGCCGAACCGGGAAACAGCCUCUGAGACGAGCGCUCCGACUCACCCAGGACCGUGUGUUUAUCCCUCCGAGACCGGCGCAAACAUGAAUGAUCAGCAGUUAGACUGCGCUCUGGACCUGAUGAGGCGUCUCCCUCCACAGCAGAUCGAGAAGAAUCUCAGUGACCUCAUUGAUCUGGUGCCCAGCCUGUGUGAGGAUCUGCUCUCUUCUGUGGAUCAGCCUCUGAAAAUCGCCCGGGAUAAAGUAGUUGGGAAAGACUACCUGCUGUGUGACUACAACCGUGAUGGUGACUCCUACAGAUCUCCAUGGAGUAAUAAAUAUGAGCCCCCCAUUGAUGAUGGUGCCAUGCCCUCAGCCCGUCUGAGGAAGCUGGAGGUGGAGGCCAACAAUGCCUUUGACCAGUACAGAGACCUGUAUUUUGAGGGCGGAGUGUCCUCGGUGUACCUGUGGGAUCUGGAUCAUGGUUUUGCUGGAGUCAUCCUCAUUAAGAAGGCUGGAGACGGCUCCAAAAAAAUCAAGGGUUGCUGGGACUCCAUCCACGUGGUGGAGGUGCAGGAGAAGUCGAGUGGUCGCACUGCUCAUUAUAAACUCACCUCCACGGUGAUGCUGUGGCUGCAGACGACCAAAACCGGCUCCGGAACCAUGAACCUAGGGGGAAGCCUCACCCGACAGAUGGAGAAAGAUGAGACGGUCAGUGAGUCCUCACCACACAUCGCCAACAUUGGACGCCUAGUUGAGGACAUGGAGAAUAAGAUCCGCUCCACACUGAAUGAAAUCUACUUUGGCAAGACUAAGGACAUCGUCAACGGCCUGAGGAGUGUGCAGACGUUGGAGGCAGUUAAAGCGAAGAAGGAGGCUCUGAGGACUGAUCUGAUCGACGCACUCAACAAACGCAAACAGCAAAGCUAGAGACACUCUCGCCCCCAUUCUCACUCCCCCUCUGCCCUCACGUUUAUUUCAUCUCUCCAGUGUCGUCGUCUCGUCUAUGGAACAACAAAAAGGAGGAAAACGCUUCGCUUGGGAUGUUCUGUUUUGAGUUUUUCUGACAGGUUUUGCUGCACCACUUCUUUCUCUCUGCUGUGUGCCACUCAGGUUGUUCUGAUGGUUAGGUUAAUGAGUGACGUGUCUCUCCCCCACAGUAACAUCAGCUGCCUCACACCAAGGAAAAGUGCAUCUCUGGGUUACAUUUUGAUUUGUAUCUACAGCCACGUCCCCAUAUACACCACACCCACAACGUCUCACAAAUGCAGGAGAGUAAAAGUUGUUGUCCUUAAUCAUUAUUAGUAAUUGUAAUUUUCUGUGGGUGGGGUGUGUGCACGCAUACACCUUUUACACAUUGUAUAGCUGCCUGUCUCUCUCUCGCUCUCUCACACAUCCGGCUUUGCAGUCUGUUUUUGUUUUGUAUGGGGCGGAAUUUUUCUUUUUUUUUUUUUUUUGUAAAGCUUACGAUUCAUGUAUUAUUAGAGCCUCCAGCAACAAUAAAGACUGUAAAAUGCUAGAA